Messenger RNA from Tripterygium wilfordii, 1070 nucleotides. RefSeq lists its product as uncharacterized. Bases 194 to 850 code for a protein of 218 amino acids. The record is from RefSeq and is a predicted model, not a curated record. Lineage: Eukaryota; Viridiplantae; Streptophyta; Magnoliopsida; Celastrales; Celastraceae. The transcript has 4 exons.
CGCGUACACUAGCAUUUCUAUAGGCUUUAUAGCUAAGGUACGCGAACCGGUCACUCCAGUAUCUUCACGACUGCCUUGCGUCGUCUUGUCGCAUUCUCAAAUCAGAAACGCUGCUUUCCCAAAGACUUGUAUGCACCGGAUGAAAUGAAAAUCCUCUGAUUGAUUGAUUCAGAAAGAAGAGAAAUUCAGUUCAAUGGCUUCUCUGCAUACUCUGAAAUCCAAUCUGUCUCCCAUCACUAUUUCCCCCUCAAAUUUCCCCGGGAAAUCGGAUUCCAGGAAAACGGUUCUCAGGUUUAGAACUUGUAGGGGGUCGCCUUAUUUUGUUGGUAUCCCCAAACUUAGGGUUUGGUGCCGAGUACAAGACGAUGAUAACCAAAGCAAAAGUAAUGGUGAAGAACCUCCUGAGUCUCUAUUUAUGAAGGAAUUAAGGCGGAGAGGUAUGACACCAACUUCACUGCUUGAGGACACAAAAAGGAGCAACAGUGGUUUGGACGAUGAACUUAAGUUGGGGGAAGAUGACAGAGGAUUUGCAAAAAGAAAUGCAGUCUCAACGGAAUAUGAGGGAAAUUUAACCAAUCAAAGAGAGCGUUCCAUGGCCUUGAACAGUGAAGGCCUUGAGGGCCUAAUUCCUCGAGCUAAACUUUUGCUAGCAACUGGAGGAACAUUUUUCUUGGGAUUUUGGCCAUUGAUUAUCGUAACUGUGGCAUUCUUUUCUGCUCUUUACGUCUAUUUUGGAACAACAUUUAUCCAUGAUGGUAGCCAGACAGCCAUUUCACCCCCACAGUAUGUUGAUCCCUAUGAGCUACUGGAAGACGAAAGAAUAUCUCAAAUGACCCAGGGUGCAAAGUGACGAACAAUAUACUUUUUACUGCACCAUGAUACUAGAUCUAUUACUGGCUUCUGUGACAUAUUUUGUCUGCCCUUGUGGAUUCUUUCCCUUUGUACAUCCUAAUUACCAUAAAAAUUCAUCCCAUCAAUUAAAAAAUGUGGUAUUCCAUGUUGAAAAAUGUUACCACCCUAUUUAUGUUGUUGCAUGGUUCAUAUUAUAAUAAAUGGCUUUCUUUUGUGUA